CAUCGCAGCGCGGCCAUUACACGCAAGCCCCAAACAGCAGAGCAAACUGAGCAACCAGCUCGACGCUGCCCCCGCCCCACCUUCUGGCCGCCUCUUUAGCUCGACCCAAUCAGGGCCAGGCCUUGCCUUCCCGCCUCCACGUCUGCCCCGCUGGUCACGCUCCUGCCUGCCUCGCCCACUCCCAGUGCUACUGCGUCUCCGCCUUUUCCCCUUCCUGACCGUCCUCCAGCUCGCCCUUCUCCGCUUCCCACCUCCUCACUCCGACAGACCGACCCUGAGAUCAAGAGGUCAAGCAAUCCACCGGUUGAUCUGGUCUCGACGCCGACUCUCGCAUUUGUUGUUUCUCCAUCACCCAACAUCCUUUCUCCUGUUGCCCGACAGACUACGCAUUUUUAUCGUCCUUUUGACGAGAAACAGGCACUCGGGCAUUGCCGUCACCAUGGCAUCGUCCUCGGCGACCGGUCCGGACACCAUCAUCAGCCUCAAGGUCACCCAUGAUGGCGUCAUCAAGAAGCUGAAGCUUCCGCUCCGCGACCUCGGGGCCAACACGCUUGAUUCCAAGCUUCGAGACAUGCUUGUCAUUUCGCCUGACACUCAAUGCACGACUGAGCGAUACUCGGAUUCGGCUGCCUCAUACGUCACGCUUGAUCCCACAAACGCACCAGUGUUCAAGCAGCUCUACCGUGCUGCCAAGGCAAAGCAGAAGCUCAAGCUUCGUGUCACAACCAUCAUACCGCCCUCCCACCAUGUCCAGGAGGCCGAGCCCGAGCCUGAGUCGAAGCAUGCUACGCCCAAUGUCGCCCCCCGACCGGUGACGAUUGAGGAUGUUCCGGACGCUGCCGAGGCCAAACCAGUCGUCCCUCCAAAGUGCGCUGGCAUUCUGGUCGAGCCCCCGUUCGACGCCGCUGCCAUCCUCGCUAGGGCUCGCGCUACCGAGGCUGAUCCCUCACUGGCGCCUUCGGCAACUCCGCGGAGUUUCCAGGGCCUCAAGGACGAGCUCGACAAGAUGGCCAAGAGGCAUCAGCAGUGGCGUGAGGAAAACCUUGGCUCGGCCGACAACAAGCCAUCGGAGCGCGCCCGCACGGAGCUCGCGUCCCUGUUGGCGAGUCUAUCAGCCAGGACCGCUGCGACCACCCCCCCUCCCAUCCCUCCCCGGCAGGCUCCCACCGGUGAUGUUGAGGCCCCCAAGCCUGCAGCACCGCCUGCCCCGGCCAAAGAGACACAGUCCGCCGCGGUUCCCCGGCCUCCGUUCGCCGUUUACUGCAACAGCUGCGACAGGGUGAUCCCCGACACUCACUACCAUUGCUCCACGUGUGACGACGGCGACUUUGAUCUGUGCCAAGGUUGCGUUGACAUGGGCAUCGCAUGCUACGGCGAUGAUCACUGGCUGAUCAAGCGCAUGGUCCGCAACGGCAUGAUUGUUACCAGCACAACUGAGCGCAAGGCGCCAAUCAAGGCCACUGUCGAGGCCGUCCCUGCUUCGAGCUGUCCCGUUGCAGAGCCAAAGGCCGCGCCCAGCCCGUGCCGUCAAGCGGCACGGGUUUCGGAGGCCCCGGCACCCACCUCAGUGGUCGUUCCCGUCUUCAAGAACUACCUGUACCAGAACGUGCGUACGUGCAACAACUGCGUCCAGGAGUUCCCGGAGCAUCAAUUUGUGCACUGCACCACCUGCUUUGAUUUUGAUCUCUGCAAGUCGUGCUUUGUCAAGGACUCGCACGGCCACCACCCCCGUCACGGAUUCAUCCCCGCUGUCGAGGGAACCGCUCUCGACAGGGAUGUCGCGUCCCGGCUUUCUCCUGGCCGCAACCAGAAGCACAACGCUAUCUGCGAUGGCUGUGACAAGUUCAUCCAAGGCGUGCGCCACAAGUGCCUUGACUGCCCUGACUGGGACUACUGUGCCGACUGCGUGGGCAACGCCGGCUUCAUUCACCCGAACCACCGCUUUGUGCCUGUCUACGACCCGCUCCGUGAUGUAAGCGCCCGGAGCGCCACUCGCCAGGUCCACGUCGGCAUCCACUGUGACGGGCCUCUCUGCCGAUCUACUGGCCGCCGCUUUAUCCAUGGAGACCGUUACAAGUGUGCUGUCUGCCACGACACAGACUUCUGCGCCAACUGCGAGGCCAGCCCUGCAAACACCCACAACAAGACUCAUCCCCUGCUCAAAUUCAAGACCCCUGUUCGCAACGUAAAUGUCGUUACGACCGGAGAGCGCGAGGACGGAAGGAAGAUGCCCGUUAUGGGGGAUCGGUUACGCCGUACACCAAGCCCGCGUGCCGUAGAGGCCGCUGCUACCAAGAUGCAGAACAUCACAGAGGCCCCAGCUCAGGCCGUCUUGUCCGUAAACGACGCGCCGCCUCCCACUCCCAAGGCCGAGGUCAAGCGCGAAAUCAAGGAGGAGGUUAAGGAGGAGCCCAAGGAGCUCGCUGUCAAGGAGGAGACUCCUGUUGAGACAAAGGCUGCUGAGCCCGAGAAGCCUGUGGAGGUUGCCGAGGAGCCUGAGAUCGUGGCUGAGUUUGAGUGCGACACCAUUGCCGACGGCACUGUCAUGCCCCCCAACCACAUCUUUGAGCAGACUUGGGUUCUCCGCAACGCUGGCAAGGAGGCCUGGCCUGCCGGAUGCUCCGUCAAGUAUGUCGGCGGAGACUACAUGGGCCACGUCAACUCGAACCACCCCGCUGGAGUCAAGGAGCUCAUCUCGGCAUCCGAGUCGACCAUCUGCUACGCCCCGCUCGCCCCCGGCCAGUCCUUCUCUUUCACUGUCCUUCUGCGCACACCUCCCCGUGACGGCAAGGUCAUCUCUUACUGGCGCCUCACGUCUCCUGCUGGUCUCAAGUUCGGUCACCGUCUCUGGUGCGAUGUUGAGGUCAAGACCCCCAAGCCGGUUGAGGAGACCACCCCGGCUGUCGAGGAGGCGCCCAAGGAGGUCGAGGCUGCCGCACCCCAGGCCCAUGAGAGCCAGAUGAUCUUCCCCAAGCUCGAGAAGGAGUCGCCUGUCGCUAGCGUCCACAAGUCUAUCGAAACCGAGGCACAGGAGUCUUCCGAGGCUGCCGAGGAGUUCGAGGACUGCAACGAGGAUGAGGAGUGGGACGAGUCCGAGGACGGCUUCAUGACUGACGAGGAGUACGAUAUCCUGGACGCCUCUGACGAGGAGUUUUCGGAUGACUCGCAGAAGCAGCCCAAGAAGUAAGGUAGCAGUCCUGUCCGUCGCGGAUUCAACAGAACGACGUGGACAACAUAGGAACGGAAAACCCACCGCCGCCCUUCGCUUUUGAUAUUUCUUCGCAAACAAUCUGGAUACGAGGGCCAAUAAGGAAGGAAUGGGGAUUGCUAUGGAUUUGCUGCCUUUCUUUUUGUCUCGACUUUUUCACUCCUGCUCCUUUUGUCAUAUUUCGUCUGUAUUUCAUCAUGCCAUGUUGUCUGGGUCAUUUCAGCCCGACAUGGAUUCUCUUGCGACGGUCUAAUUCUCCUUCUUGUCUCUUGCUGUCCGCUCUCCCUCCUGAAUUAUGAUGGGCCAUGUCCCAUUGUGAGAGUCUCGCCCCGGCCUUAACAGAUUGAACGAUUGCCGGUGGCACUUGGAAUGAGCCUAUCGGAAUGGGGGAGACGACAUGUGUUCGCUCACUUAACUAGGUUACAUGUUCACUAUAGUGUCAGAUUGUCAACUGAGCCAUCGAAAAACUGCGUGGCAAGCCGUUGAAUGCGUCCAGAUUGCAUGUUGCAUUGCAUGUUGGACAAGAUGGGUGAAUGGACAUGGGUCACGUCAAGUUGAUUCAACAACAGAGGCGACCAAAACGAGCUUGUAGCUUAUGUCGUUGAUUGCUUUAUAGCUCCUGUAGAAUGAAGGAAAUGUUUCCAGUGCAGUUCUGGCACCAAAGCUCG
Molecule: messenger RNA, 3876 nt
Organism: Gaeumannomyces tritici R3-111a-1
Lineage: Eukaryota; Fungi; Ascomycota; Sordariomycetes; Magnaporthales; Magnaporthaceae
Product: ZZ type zinc finger domain-containing protein
Exons: 4
Coding region: 440-3187 (915 amino acids)
Molecular function (GO): zinc ion binding
Source: RefSeq, a predicted model, not a curated record